This is a messenger RNA of Phodopus roborovskii (desert hamster), 4453 nucleotides long. It is a transcript of the gene Gtf2ird1, whose product is annotated as GTF2I repeat domain containing 1. Gene Ontology annotation, molecular function: DNA-binding transcription factor activity. The coding region runs from base 253 to 3339 and encodes 1028 amino acids. The transcript has 26 exons. The record is from RefSeq and is a predicted model, not a curated record. Gene Ontology annotation, biological process: transcription by RNA polymerase II. NCBI's taxonomy places the organism in Eukaryota, Metazoa, Chordata, Mammalia, Rodentia, Cricetidae. Gene Ontology annotation, cellular component: nucleus.
GCCCGGGCUCGGCUUCGCGCUCGCUCCGCGCCCCGCCCUCCGCCGCAGCCCGCGCCGGGGGUGGGGGCCCCGCGCAGCCCCCGGCCGGCCGCCCGCACCGCGUCCGCCCUCCUUCCCUCCCUCCCUCCACUGAUCCCGUCCCCCAUUCCCGGAUUAUUAACUCAGCAACCAGAGGCGACUGGAUUCACCGAGUCCUGGCCACCGGGCCGGGGCCGGGGCGCCCGGAGCGCUUGGGGAUCCUGCAAGGUGACCAUGGCCUUGCUGGGGAAGCACUGUGACAUCCCCACCAACGGCUGCGGGUCUGAGCGCUGGAACACCACCUUCGCCCGCAAAGACGAACUCAUCAACAGCCUGGUGUCUGCCUUAGACUCAAUGUGCUCUGCUCUCUCUAAGCUGAACACAGAGGUGGCCUGCGUGGCGGUACACAAUGAGAGCGUCUUCGUGAUGGGCACCGAGAAGGGAAGGGUGUUUUUGAACACGCGGAAGGAGCUACAGUCAGACUUCCUCAGGUUCUGCCGGGGACCCCUAUGGAAGGAUCCAGAAGCAGGACACCCUAAAAAGGUGCAGCGCUGCGAGGGUGGUGGCCGGAGCAUCCCGCGGUCCUCUCUGGAGCAGUGCUCGGAUGUGUACCUGCUGCAGAAGAUGGUAGAGGAAGUGUUUGAUGUUCUUUAUAGUGAGGCUAUGGGCAGGGCAAGUGUGGUACCUUUGCCCUAUGAGAGGCUGCUCAGGGAGCCGGGGCUGCUGGCUGUGCAGGGACUGCCCGAAGGCCUGGCCUUCCGGAGGCCAGCUGAGUAUGACCCCAAGGCGCUCAUGGCCAUUUUGGAGCACAGCCACCGAAUACGGUUUAAGCUCAGGAGGCCUCCGGAUGAUAGUGGACGGGACUCAAAGGCUCUAGUGGAGAUGAACGGCAUCUCCCUGCUACCCAAGGGGUCCAGAGACUGCAGUCUGCAUGGCCAGGCCUCCAAGGUCACUCCCCAGGACCUGCCCCCCACCGCCACCCCAUCCUCCAUGGCCAACUUCCUGUACACCGCAUCGAUGCCCAACCACACCAUCCGGGAACUCAAGCAGGAGGCGCCCACCUGCCCGUUGACCCCCAGCGACCUGAGCUUGGGCUGGCCUGUGCCUGAGCCCCAGGUUCCCAGUGCCCAAGAUUUCUCCGACUGCUGUGGACAGAAGCCUGCAGGACCUGCUGGUCCUCUCAUCCAGAAUGUCCAUGCUUCCAAGCGCAUCCUCUUCUCCAUCGUCCAUGACAAGUCAGAGAAGUGGGACGUCUUCAUCAAGGAGAUGGAGGACAUCAACACAUUGCGGGAGUGCGUGCAGAUCCUGUUUAACAGCAGAUACGCGGAAGCCCUGGGCCUGGACCACAUGGUCCCUGUCCCCUAUAGGAAGAUUGCCUGUGACCCCGAAGCUGUGGAAAUUGUGGGCAUCCCGGACAAGAUCCCCUUCAAGCGACCUUGUACUUAUGGGGUGCCCAAGCUGAAGCGGAUUCUGGAGGAACGACACAGCAUUCACUUCAUAAUCAAGAGGAUGUUUGAUGAACGCAUUUUCACAGGGAACAAGUUUACCAAAGACCCCAUGAAGCUGGAGCCAGCCAGCCCACCUGAAGACACUUCCACAGAGGUCUGUAGGGACACUAUGCUGGACCUGGCUGGGACUGCUUGGUCAGACAAGAGCAGUGUCUCUGAAGACUGCGGGCCAGGAACCUCAGGAGAGCUAGGAAUGUUGAGGCCCAUCAAAAUUGAGCCAGAGGAGCUGGACAUCAUUCAGGUUACUGUCCCAGAUCCUUCACCAACUUCUGAGGAGAUGGCCGACUCGCUACCUGGACACCUGCCCUCGGAGGAUUCUGGUUACGGGAUGGAAAUACCGGCUGACAAAGGCCCCAGUGAGGAGCCGUGGCAGGAAGAGAAGCCACCAGAAGAAAGCCCUGGUGAUGUGAUCCGGCCCUUGCGGAAGCAGGUGGAGAUGCUGUUCAACACGAAAUAUGCCAAAGCCAUUGGUACCUCAGAGCCAGUCAAGGUGCCCUACUCCAAGUUCCUGAUGCAUCCCGAGGAGCUGUUCGUACUGGGGCUGCCUGAAGGCAUCUCUCUUCGCAGGCCCAACUGCUUUGGGAUUGCCAAGCUUCGGAAGAUUCUGGAGGCUAGCAACAGCAUCCAGUUUGUCAUCAAGAGACCCGAACUGCUCACUGAUGGUGUCAAAGAACCUGUUGUGGAUACUCAAGGCAUUUCCCCACUGCCCCUGUCGGGUUUGCCCCCUCGAUGCCACCUGAGACCCCAGGUGCUCCCUCCUCACCUGCCUUCUCUCCCCACCCCACCCCCAGAGAGGGACUCCUGGGACCGUCUUGUGGAUGAGACCCCGAAGAGACAGGGCCUUCAAGAAAAUUACGACACCAGACUCUCGCGGAUUGACAUCGCCAACACACUUAGGGAGCAAGUCCAAGACCUGUUUAACAAGAAAUACGGUGAAGCCUUGGGCAUCAAAUACCCAGUGCAGGUGCCCUACAAGCGAAUCAAGAGCAACCCCGGUUCGGUCCUCAUCGAGGGCCUGCCUCCUGGGAUCCCAUUCCGCAAACCCUGCACCUUUGGCUCCCAGAACCUGGAACGGAUCCUCGCUGUGGCCGACAAGAUCAAGUUCACAGUCACCAGGCCAUUCCAAGGACUCAUCCCAAAGCCUGAUGAGGAUGAUGCCAACAGGCUCGGCGAGAAGGUGAUCCUCCGAGAGCAGGUGAAGGAGCUCUUCAAUGAGAAAUACGGUGAGGCCCUGGGACUGAAUCGGCCUGUGUUGGUCCCUUACAAACUGAUCCGGGACAGCCCGGAUGCUGUGGAGGUAAAAGGCCUCCCGGAUGACAUCCCCUUCCGGAACCCCAACACCUAUGACAUCCAUAGGCUGGAGAAGAUCCUGAAGGCCAGAGAGAAUGUACGGAUGGUUAUCAUCAACCAGCUCCAACCUUUUGCAGAAGUCUGCAAUGAUGCCAAGGUGCCAGGGAGUUCAGGAGGCCGACACAGAAGGGCCCCCAGCAUCCGGCCUCAGCAACUGUUUCUUCCACCAGCCAAAGACAUUCCCAAGCGCAAGAGAAAGCGGGUCUCGGAAGGCAACUCGGUCUCCUCCUCUUCCUCUUCUUCAUCCUCGUCCUCUAACCCAGAGUCUGUGGCGUCCACCAACCAGAUCUCCCUCGUGGUAAAGUCACGCAGACCUGAACCACACCCUAAUUCUGUGUGGCCUUUGCCCCUCCCUCGGGCAGGGCCGCCCGCAGCACCAGGAACUGGGAGGCACUGGGCUCUAAGAGGGACUCAGCCAACCUCAGAGGUGCAGGCGCAUGCGCUUGUUUUGCCCACAAGAUAGACUGAGGGUUUCUGUGCAAUCAGCGCAGUGCUUGAAGUGUGGGUGUCACCAGCGAUGUGUGUAAAUGAGGACAGCGGGAGCCAGAGGGUAGACGGUCACAUGACAGAACUCUACCUCCGUCAUCUGUCAGCCAGUUUGGCUCUUGCCUGAUUCAGAGGAAAACCUAUGUAAAGAACUGGGUGUGGUGGCAUAUGCCUGCAGUCCCAUAAGUUCAAGGCCAGCUUGGGCUAUAUGAGAGUCUGUCUCAAAGGAAACUGCUAAACAGGGCUGGGGGUGGGGCUCAGUCAGCAAGGAGCCCCGGGUUAUGUUCCCAGCAUCACGUAAACUGGACGUGGUGGCACACACCUGUAACCCCAGCACUGAAGAGGUAGAGGCAGGAGGAUCAGAAGUUCAAGGUCAGCCUCAGUACAUGAGAGGCUAGCCUGGGUUACAUGAGACUGCCUCAACAGGAAGGAAUGGAGGGAAGAAGGGAAGGAAGACUGGUUUUGGGAUUUCUAGACCCUUUGUGUAUCCUUCAGCCCCUUUCUGGUACUCUGCAAAGCCCAGAGUUUGCUUUUUUUUUUUUUUUUUUUUUCUCUCUCCUGCCUUUGUUUUUGUCAUUGAGUACCCCUUUUGCCCGGAGAGGUGGGACAGUCUAUGAGGUGAAGCUGGGCAUAUGGUGUUUACUGCGCCUGCUCACUCAGCUCUCCCUGGUGUCUAAUCCAUGUGUUGAACCCCUGGAACACAGGUGGGGGACAGUCACACCUGUGUGACCUCGGAGAGGUCAAUAGCUGCAUAAGUAACAUUUGAGUUUGCCCUCAAAGAAAGCUAGUUAUUCUGGGGGUUCCUUCUUGUCAUCUGGAGUCCUAACCUGGUCCCUCUGUCCCCUCUCUCUAGCAGUGGCCAGUGUACAUGGUGGACUAUUCCGGACUAAACGUGCAGCUUCCAGGUCCCCUUGAUUAUUAGACCUCAGAGCCGAAUCAGGACCUCAACUCAGAAAGACUAAAGGAAAUGUAAUUUAUGUACAAAGUAUAUUCGGAUAUGUAUCGAUGCCUUUUAGUUUUUCCAAUGAUUUUUACACUAUAUUCCUGCCGCCAAGGCCUUUUUAAAUAAGUAAAAGAAAGAAAAAGAAAAA